Entamoeba invadens IP1 is the source of this 696-nucleotide messenger RNA. RefSeq lists its product as hypothetical. The record is from RefSeq and is a predicted model, not a curated record. The transcript has a single exon. Bases 1 to 696 code for a protein of 231 amino acids. NCBI's taxonomy places the organism in Eukaryota, Evosea, Mastigamoebida, Endamoebidae.
AUGGAAAGCACGCCCCACACAUCAGAACGAGAUAAUAUGAAAGCUCGGAAGUAUAGUUCAGUUGCUAAUGAAAAUAGAAAAGAGAUGAUCUUAGUUAGUGUAUUAAACUAUUUAGGAUAUUCCUUUCUCUUUCAAAAACCCAAGAAAUUCACUGUUCAUACUUCUCUUCCUUUUAUUAAUAUAGAAAAGUGCUUUGAUCAAACAAACAAUGUUGUUCUCUCUUAUGAAGAAUUAAGAGCGGAGGCUUUAUCUCUUAAAGUUGGUGAAGGGAGAAAUGACAAAGAGAGGAGAAUCACGCAGUUCAUCAGAAACAAAACGGUGAAUCGACUUGUUGACAUCCUCCAAACACUUCCUUUUGUUACAGUAGAAGAGAAGAAAUCAACAAAACAAAUCACAGUCAACACAUCCACUCCAAUCACUCGGAAGUUGAAAUCUAUUAGCUUAACUGACCAAGUCGGUAAUAUCUUUGUCAUCAACUUGAAAAAGGAAUCGAUGAUAACUUACGUCGACCAAUUGCAUUCUUCAGUGUUCCAACAAGCCAUUAACUUGGAUCUUUAUCUUCAACAAUACACAAUCGAUAUCAAUUCAUUUGUUGAAGUUCUUCAGUCGCCAGAGGCGGUUUCCUGUACCAAUUCUAAUUCUUUUGAAUUAGAACAACAAAUAACACCUCAAAACUAUUACUAUUGCAUUUAUUAA